Molecule: messenger RNA, 3872 nt
Organism: Doryrhamphus excisus (bluestripe pipefish)
Lineage: Eukaryota; Metazoa; Chordata; Actinopteri; Syngnathiformes; Syngnathidae
Source: RefSeq, a predicted model, not a curated record
GUCUGUUUUCCUCGUAUCUCACCUCCAAACAGGCAGGACGACAGUUCAUUCUGUGCAUUGGUUUCAUUGAACAACGGCAUGUCUCUUUGUCUUGGUGGGUGGAGGCGGGACCGGUAGCAUACACACAGUGUGCAGAAGGCCUUCGGUUCUGUGAAAGCUGGAAAAAAGUACUUCAAAGUUGAAAAAUGCACUAUGGGGAGUACCUUUUUGCACAUACUGAAAGAAAGACAUUUGACCGUACUGCUAUGAAUGUGGCUACACUGUCCGAUGGAAAUUCUUCAUUUGAGGUACGUAUAAAGAAAAAUACAGUGCAGCAUCAUAUUAGUAAGGAAGGUGGGAAGAUGUAUUUGUAGUAUCGUACAAUGGUUAAAUACUAAAGACGAGAAUAGGAAUGAAGGUAAGUCGUAAUGAACAAAUGAUGGGUGAAAUUGAGCUCAUUUCGAAGUAAAAUGAACCUCAUUUACCACCCCUGGGGGGGUCUUUCGGUGCACUCUUUUGGACCAUCUCCUUUUUUUUAACUGAAGUUAAUUAGUUAAAUUAUCCUUGUGCAUUCCAUUCGAAUUUACCGCUUAAUUGAGCGUCUGAUUUUUGCAGAUUCAAUUACAAACCACAUUUCCAGUGAGUAUUUAAAAGGAAAAAGUGUUGGACUUUUGCCAUAUUAUAGUAAAUACAUGACCAUGAAUGCAACUUCAAGGAAAAUUGGCCAUCUGCAAUCCUUAUGUGAGACGCGAACACAUACAGUAUGUCUUUCAAUGUUCUGUUCAUUGUAAAGAUAUACAAACAGAUAAAAGACGGAGCAAAGAAUGCAUAUAAUAGGAUCUAUAAUAUAAUAUAAUAGAUUCCCACAGGAAAUCAAUCUCCUCCAUCCAACCCUGUCUCUCACACCAACGACCCUCAUGUCCUCCUACCUGGCAUCCUUCUCUCCUCUGGACAUGUCCCAACCAGCUCAAUCUGGCCUACAGGACUUUAUCUCCAAGGCUUCUUUUUAGCAAAAAAUUUCAGUUAGCAUACACACAGAAUAGCUUUUUCUGGGGUUUAUGUCAAACAUUUAUGCCAAAAUUUUGUCCCAACCAUCUCAGUCUGGCCGAUAACUGACUUUAUCUCCAAGGACUCUAACAUGUAAUGUUUCUCUGAUGUACUCCUUCCUGAUCCUGUCCAUCCUGGUCACUCCCAUUGAGAACCUCAGCAUCCAAUAAUAGAAAACAAGCUAAUUUUAAUUUUUUUGUUAUUAAUUUUUGGGAAAUGCAUUCGCAAAGACAGAAAAAAUGCUAAAAAUUUCAGUUAGCAUACACACAGAAUAGCUUUUUCUGGGGUUUAUGUCAAACAUUUAUGCCAAAAUUUUGUCCCAACCAUCUCAAUCCGGCCGAUAACUGACUUUAUCUCCAAGGUCUCGAACAUGUAAUGUCCCUCUGAUGUACUCCUUCCUGAUCCUAUCCAUCCUGGUCACUCCCAAUGAGAACCUCAACAUCCUCAUCUCUUGCUCCCUUCAGUUCUGCUUCCUGUCUUUGUUUUUAUGCAGCAAUGUGAAAUCACUGCGCCCAGGAAGGAAGUACCAGUAACGCUUAAAAGUACCAAAAUACUACUAAACACAAGUAUGACAUGUUAUCAUGAAUGUACCUGAACCUUGCAUGAAUUACUACCUACCUACCUACCUACCGACCACAAGGUUUAUUUCUGGAUUAGUAAUGAAUUGGAGCGUGGAGGUGGGAAAUUAGCGCCGCAGAGGAAGAGUUGAACAGGAAGUGGCACCCAAACAAAGCAUCACCCUUGGAGGAGAGCGGUGAGACGGCAGCAGUCUUGCCCGAGUAUCCUCCAGCAUCACCAUCUACACAGCAUCACCAGGACCAGGACCAGGACCAGGAACGCGUCUCCAGUCCCCGAGCACCAUGGUGGCGCCUGGUAGCUCCCUCACGGCCGCCUGCCUCUGCCUGCUGCUGGGCUCCUUCUCCCUGCAGUCGGAUGCUGACAGAGUCGGGCAGGAGGCAGAGCAUCAAGAGGAGAGGGGGGGAAGAGAGGCGGCAGCCAAAGGCGCCAAUUUGAUGGACCAGCGGUGGCUGUCGACCGUCUCGCAGUACAGCAGCAGCAAGAGCAAGCACUGGAAUCGCUUCAGAGACGAGGUUGAGGACGACUACAUCAAAAACACGGAGGAAAGCGCUGCUUCUGAUGAAAACGCGGACUCCACCAAGGACCUGUGUCAGAACGUCAAGUGCAGUCGCCAGAAGGUGUGCGUGGCUCAGGGCCCCCAGAGGGCCGUGUGUGUCAGUCGCAAGAAAUUGGAGCACAGAGCCCAGCAGCGAGAGCAGCUGGGGGGCGGCGACACCACCUGCCCCCCUUGUCCUCCCGCCGCCUCCGGCCCCGUGUGCGGCUCAGACGGCCACAACUACGCCUCAAAGUGCAAGCUGCAGCAUCAGGCCUGCCUCACGGGGAAAGCCUUGACGGUCAUGUGCACCGGAUUCUGCCCCUGCGUCGCCGCCCACGUUACCUCCGCCAAGGAAGACGCCAAACACGAGAGCUGCACUGGUCAGGACCUGGCCGACUUGGGGGACCGUCUUCGAGAUUGGUUCCAGCUCCUGCACGGAAACGCAAAGCAGAAUAACUCCAGCAAACUGGGCGCUCGCACCACCUCAGCGUUGGAUAAGAGCCUGCUGGCCAGCUGCAAGGACUCCAUCGGCUGGAUGUUCCUCAAGCUGGACGCCGACGCCAACCUCCGACUGGAUCAAAGCGAGCUGGCGGCCAUCAACCUGGACAAGUACGAAGUGUGCAUACGCGCCUUCUUCAACUCCUGCGACAGCUACAAGGACGGCGAGGUCUCCAUGGCCGAGUGGUGCCUCUGCUUCUGGAGGGAAAAACCUCCAUGCCUCGCUGAGCUGGAAAGGAUCCAAAUGCAGGAUAUGUCGAAAAAGAAGCAUGGGAUGCACGUCCCCAGCUGCGACGAGGACGGCUACUACAGGGAGCUGCAGUGCGACCAAAUUGCAGGGGAGUGCUGGUGCGUGGACAGUCAGGGCGGCGAGGUGAUGGCCACCAGGAUCCGUGGCAAGCCGGACUGCGAUCAAGUGUUGGGAUACUCUGGUGACUUUGGGAGCGGAGUGGGCUGGGAGGACGACGACGAGGAGGAGGAAGAAGAAGACGAGGCAGGGGACCACGGUGCCGAGGCAGAGGAAGAAGAGGAAGUUGACGACGGAGGGUAUAUCUGGUAGAGAUCCCAAACUCAGAUCCCAGUUGGAGCCUCUGACCUCGUUCAGGGAUCGGGCUCCCAAAGGCGGCGUUCCGAUGAGGUGACUGGAAGUUUUUCUCUUUUGUUGUAAAAGCUCUAAAUCGCUACACCGUCGCGGAAACACAAGUUGCAGUGGCCAUUUUUGCUUCAUAAUUAAACUUGGUGCUUUGAAAACGAAAUAGGUUGAAUAUCGUUUGACUUACGGAGUCCAAUCGUAGUGGUUCUUUAGCUUGGGAAGAUAAUCGUGUAUUUCAGCUACAGUGUGCGUCGUACUUCAGGUUCAGACUAUGUUGUCCUUCUAAAGCAGGGGUGGGCAAACUUUUUGACUCAUGGGCCGCAUUGAGUUAACAAAAUUGUGCGGGGGGCCAGAACAUAUAUUUAACACACAUGAUUUUAUGCUUAUAAUUUUAAUAUUUUUUAAAUAUUUUUUAAAUAUUUUUUAAAUAUUUUUUAAAUAUUUUUUAAAUAUUUUUUAAAUAUUUUUUAAAUAUUUUUUAAAUAUUUUUUAAAUAUUUUUUAAAUAUUUUUUAAAUAUUUUUUAAAUAUUUUUUAAAUAUUUUUUAAAUAUUUUUUAAUAUUUUUUUUAUAAUUUUUUUUAUAAUUUUACGCCUUGAAUUAUUUGUCUAAUUUUAAUUGUCAUACUAUCAGCUAUAUGUUC